AUGUCUAAUUACCUUUCUGAUCAACAAGCUUUGCAUAUCUCAACCCCACAACCACAACCACAACCACAACCACAGCAGCAGCAGCAGCAGUCAACUACAAGUCUAUCCACCACUGGCACACCUGCUCAUACCCCGGUCACUAUGAAUCUUGUCACUUAUUUCGGUAGAGUAUAUACCUUGUACGAUGCUCUAUUACUACUAGAAGCAUGCCGACUCAAUAUUUUACCUACAAUAGAUCGUCGAUUAACUACAUUUGAACGACUGAGAUUUAUAAAACCAAACUGUAUUUUCAUAUGGAAUGAGACCAAAAGUGGAAUGAAACGAUGGACAGAUGGGAAAUUGUGGUCAGCUUCAAAAGUUAUAUUUGGAAACUUUUUACAAUAUCGAGAAAUUAAUAAGGUUACUAAGAAACCAGAAUUUAAUGGAUUAAUUAAACAAUCAUUUAGUUUAAAUACUAAAGAUGGACAACGUUUCCAUUUGAUUUCGUAUUAUCAAUUGAGUAAUCCUAAUAUCAAUCGACAGAGAUUAAUGUGGAAUGGCACUUUACCACCCGUCACCAAUGACGAUACAAUCAAUUCAAUCAAUUCUGAUGGUGAUUAUGGGGAUGACGAUAAUAAUGAUGAGCGAACUUUAAAGAAGCGCAAGUUAUUACAUUCAAACCCAGCAUCUGCUACUAAUUCACCAACAUCAGACUUAGAACAACAACAACAACAACAACAACAACAACAACAACAACAACAACAACAGCGACAAUUGGAAGAGGAUUAUGAAGAUGGUUAUAUCGUAUGCAUACCAUCACAUGAUCCCAAAUUGAAAAAAUUAACCCUUUCAACUGAUAUUUAUCCCUCUCAUACAUUGCGGGCAAUCCCCAAAAACUUAAAAACUGGAUUAACAGGUCCUAUACCAAAUACUCCAUCAUCAAUUAAAGGAGAAGACGAGGAGGGAGUGGCAGAAUCAUCUACAUCAACACCUAAUCCCCCCAUUGCUCCAGGAGCAAUAGGUUAUAAUAAUCUAUCAUCACAACAACAGAAGCAGAAACAACAACAGAAGCAACAACAGAAGCUUAAACCGUUGAAUCAACAAGUUCCCACUUAUACUCAUCUUCAAGAUUCUUUAAACAACUAUAGCCAUCAACUGCCACUGGCUCUCCCAAGUGCACCACCAACAAUACCCCCAUCAACGUAUCCAAUCUCUUCAACUGCAUUAGCAAAGACUCAGCACUCAGCACCACCACCUCCACCUCUCCUUCAAACUACAAAUAACUCCGCCACCUCCAACUACGCCAAUCAUCCCAACUAUGCAACUCCGACUCCAACAACAACCACUACUACAGCUACUACGAACAAUGCCACCCCAGAGUUCCAAUUCGCUCAAGUUUCCAAUUUAUCAACAAUACCACCUGCAUCCACAACAAUGCCCACUUCAACAGGAAGUAAUUUGCAUUUUAAAUUUAAUAAUUCUGAAUAUAUCAAAAAUUGCGAUUUACAAAUUGUUGAUAUUUUGAAUAAAGGGUUCUUAAAGUGA
Molecule: messenger RNA, 1524 nt
Organism: Lodderomyces orthopsilosis Co 90-125
Lineage: Eukaryota; Fungi; Ascomycota; Pichiomycetes; Serinales; Debaryomycetaceae
Gene: PTH2
Product: Pth2p
Exons: 1
Coding region: 1-1524 (507 amino acids)
Molecular function (GO): DNA binding
Source: RefSeq, a predicted model, not a curated record